This is a messenger RNA of Orussus abietinus, 5588 nucleotides long. It is a transcript of the gene Arl4, whose product is annotated as ADP-ribosylation factor-like protein 4C. Gene Ontology annotation, cellular component: cytoplasm. Bases 327 to 953 code for a protein of 208 amino acids. Gene Ontology annotation, biological process: intracellular protein transport; vesicle-mediated transport. NCBI's taxonomy places the organism in Eukaryota, Metazoa, Arthropoda, Insecta, Hymenoptera, Orussidae. The record is from RefSeq and is a predicted model, not a curated record. The transcript has 4 exons. Gene Ontology annotation, molecular function: GTPase activity; GTP binding.
UGCUCGCCGGUUUCCCGUUGCGCGAAGGUACGUUUUCGGUUGGUGCGUCGCAGGGUGCGGGAGGUGUCCAGUGGUGCGCCAGGUACGGAAGGGAGCGUUUCGGGAGAGCAGCGCCGUCCGGCGAUGUGAAGUCGGCUGCCAAACGGACAUCCAGGAGCGGCGGGCGGACUCGCGGAUCGUCCUCUACUCUCGGAUGCGUGCACGAGCAGAGAUGUCGUGCCGGUAGAGUCCUCCCUUACCGACCUCGGGCAGGGCCUUUGGCGGGCCCCAAAGAUGGCGGCCUAGAUGGGCGCCGGCCGGGCCUGGCAGACAGGACGGGCUGAGGAAUGGGUGCCGGGAUGGGGAGGAGCGGGACGAGCGGUGGAGGGCUGCUCGAGGCUCUUCCUACGGGAACCCCGCUGCACGUGGCCAUGUUGGGACUCGACAGCGCCGGAAAGACCACCGCCCUCUACAGGCUCAAGUUCGACCAGUACCUCAACACCGUCCCCACCAUCGGGUUCAACUGCGAGAGGAUUCGGGGCGGCAUUGGCAAGGCCAAAGGCGUGAAUUUCUUGGUGUGGGACGUGGGCGGGCAGGAGAAGCUUCGCCCCCUUUGGAAGUCGUACACGAGGUGCACGGACGGCAUCAUCUUCGUCGUGGACUCCUGCGACGCCGAGAGACUGGAAGAGGCCAAAAUGGAGCUCACCAGGACUGCCAGGAGUCCCGACAACGCGGGGGUGCCGAUCCUUAUCCUGGCGAACAAGCAGGACCUCCCCGGUGCCAAGGAAGUCGGGGAGCUGGAGAAACACCUGGGGGUGUUGGAAUUGUCGGGAAUGCCCGGUAGUUCCUGCAUCAGGGUCCAACCUGCGUGUGCCAUCACCGGCGAGGGCCUCCACGAGGGCCUGGACACGCUUUACCAGCUGAUCCUGAAACGCCGGAAGCUGGCCAAGCUGAACAGGAAACGGGCCAGGUAGGCCCGGGCCUCAGAGGACUGCACAUGCGUCUUCUGAUACUGUUCACAAUUGUCAUCGCCCUCGGCGAGCACGCCAUCCUCGAAGUCCCUGGAUGGUGACCUGGUCCAGAUCCUGGAUGAGCCUUGAAACCGUGCCCGGGAUCUCCGGAACCCCCAGGACCCGCCUGGAAGCGUCCUCCAGAUCCUGGAGGGCCGUGGAAAUUGAAAACGCAGCGAAAUCGUCCUGGGAUUACUCAAACUAGAAUGGAGGUGAUCUGGAAGUAACGUCCGUAAGUGAGAACUUGUUAAAGUGGAGCUACACGUGGUUAUGGUGCUCGUUUGGAGCCUACUUUUUGGGAUCCUGGGUGUAGGGAUAUGGACUGGAUCCCCCCGGAUAGGAACCGGAAAGAGUUCGCUCGGGAAAGGUUUGAGUUCAGACAUAUUGAUGAUACCCUAAGCGAAGUCACUAACUUUGACUUCCCGUGAAAUCCCAUGCAAUCGCACCCAGGAUUGCAGCAAAUUGCAGUGUCUAGACACUUAGCCCAUUCUAAGAAACUGAAAUGGCGACGUGUACCGAUACGGAGGCGAUUGAGAUAAUUGAAACGAUCGGUCAGAACGGAACUCGAGUCCUCUUUCUGAGAGUCUGGGGAGAAAACCGGACCGAAUAGUCAGAGUCGGAGGAAGCUCAGGUGCGAAGAACGAUGCCAAGAUUUAGCCUAGGGAUGGCGUUAAUGCCUUUGCGUUUGCAGUCGGUAAAUGAACGUCGAGAUCCAUAAUGAGGCCAUUUGCAUAUGUCCGACGUCUUCUGACUUUGAUCUCUUUUAAAUCGAGGCUUAAACAAAGACCCAAAGAGGUCAGUGUUACUCCUGCAGUUUCUUCGGAUGUCUGGCAGCCUUGUAGAAGUGAAAGAUCAUCAACUAAUCAUCCUAGCCGUUGAUAUAUCUCCGACAUUGUGAUAAUCCUGGUGGCUGCCGCGAAAGUUGAUGGCUUGUCUUACGAGUUAGCCUCGUGAAACGGAGUUCGGAUAUUGUGGCCUAUCUGUUGGUUCAAGAAGUAGAACUUGCGCAGAACUAGGAGAAACUUGAUCCGGGAUGAGUUCCAUAGUUCUAAGGAGAGUUUUGUCUUCAAGGGGAUACAGGCCAUUAGAGCCUUAAUGGAACCUAUCACGAUAUCGGUCCAUUGCAUCGUAUAGCUUUUGCGCCGGGCUUGGAACGGCGCAUUGAACUUUUUUAGGCCCGUCAAAAGUUAGGGACGAAACUGUUGACCAAGACCAUCUAAAACUUAGGUCUAAAUCCAUCGACUUCUUAGAGCUCCGGCAACUUUCCCAGUUGAUAAUAACUCGUAGAGCUGGCACUAUCGAUCCAAUCACUGACUCGAUGAGUCCAUCUUCUUCGUCUCCUGUUGGGGAAAGGAACGCAUUGACUGAACCGGAAUUGAACGUCUAGGAAUAUUAGGUAAUUGGCACUAGAAAGUCUGAACGUCUCCUGAUGAGCCUUUCACAAGGGCCCAAUGACUGAUGCUCGUACAGAAGGAAAGAUGACGACAGAUACCGUUGGUAUUCGAUUUGGGAUCCUAAUUUAGAGAAUCCAAAGCUCAUAUCGAAGAGACCUGUGCCCGAAGUCUGACAUAAUUAAAUUAGGGUGUUGUCGGGCUUGUUGCUCGCGGACUGGAUAUUGUCCGUCGUUGGAGUUUCUUGCAUGUUUUUGAUGACCGGAGCUGGUGAAAGGGUUAAGUAGCCGCGAGUUCUCGUUUUGUAAAAGCAGAGCUCCGGGAAACGAAGCAGACUCCGACACGCAGUCCCAGGAGACCCGAUCCUCGGCUCCCCUGGCCAAGUAUCCAACUGUAUCGAUGACCGAUCGGAAGGAAACCCGAAACCGGAAGGGCGGUUUUUUUACGACCACAACUUGUGGGCUGGGUAUCGUUUCUGCUUCCCGAUCCUCUGGCCAGGGACAGGAAGUUGUCAGAGAAUAGAUUUGGCGCCCUGCGGGGUAGAGGGUGGAGUUCAUUCCGAUUUUUAAGAGAACUUGGAAAGGAUAUGUUGGAUAACCGAUUAAAAAGAAGGUGGUGGGAUUAAUUGUUUCCCGGUAAAUCGCACGCUAGGAACAGGUUGAAGUUGAAGAAACGAACGUUUUGCGCGAAGAGAACGAAGAUACAUAUCGGCAAAUCAUGGGUGCUAGAUUUCGGAGAGACUUGGUUAACUUCAUUCGCGUUAAGAGUAUAAAUUGUUGUGUUUGACGGAUUUUGACAUUAUCUAAAUUUUUAACGUUUUGUUUGACGAAUUGGACCUUGGCAACAAAUCAAGCGUGAUUAAGAAUUAUCACGAUGUCGUAUGCAAAUUGAAUUUGCCGCUUGAUUGCUUGGAAGGAGAAAAACUUAUAUUGAAUUUAAUUUAUUGUUAAUUUGAGGCGAAAAAUGAAAAGGUGAAAUUUCACCAAAAAAGCGAAGACGCUCUACAAUAGAAAGAACAAACUACGAGAGAGAAGAAACAACGAAUCUGUAAAUGAGACCGUCGUUUUCAGUUCCGGCCAAGAGUAACUAUUGCACCAAUCCGGAUUGAUCGGGCAGAAGUAUCUAGGGACUUUGAAGAAACGAAGUUUCCCGCUAAAGUUUCGACUUCACGAAUAAGCUCGUCCGAAUUCCGGAGAUUUCGAGGAGAGACAACAUUUUCCGCACCGACGGGAACGUUGGCGAGGUCUGGGGACACCUAGGGACAUUCCUCUGGGAUCGAGUGAGUCUCUACUUCAGCGAUCCAAGAGAAAGUUCCCACCGCAAUGUUGGCGAAACUGGACGGAACAGUUUCGAUUUGUCAGCGGAGUUACCCGGUAACUUUAAAGGUCGCCAACUUCGCAAUCCCGCAAGAAAGUAACCAGACCGCUAGGGGAAUUCCUCGGAAGAGUGCCGAACAAGUGCCUGGGGAAUUUUCUCGAUGAUGCCCCGAAGCCUCGAUUUCCAACCCUUUCGAUGCUUCUAGGGAAUUAAAAGUCCCCCCCAAGAACAAGCCGUAAAAAUUCUCCAUAAAUUUUGGCAGCAGGGUAAUUCUCACCCAAUGCCAGAAAUGCCCCAGAUUUUGACGGACCUCAACGAGAACCACAGUUUGGGGACUUCCGUGGAUGAAAUUUUUCUACGAAUGUUGGCAGCAGUGCGGCCAUCGAGGGUACAAAAUUGGCGGGACAUUUUAAUCGAAGUCACCGCCGAUUCGAUUUUUUCUACGAAGUUUGAUUAGGUGUGACACUUCGUGUGACGCGAAACUUCAGAUGCUUUCGGCAAAGUCGAAAGUAAAAGAGAGAAAAAAAAAACGCCCGCGAAGGUGUUCCUUUCGUUUCUUUUUCUACGAACGUUGGUAUUAGGGUGCGAAAUUUGGACGCGAACGUGGAGAGGAGAGAGUGCAGUGGCUAGGGAAAUUUUACCAAGUGCUAGGGGAAUACGGGGACAUUUUUCUCGCGUCCAAGAUCUUAUUCGGCCAGGGUCCAAUGAUUAGUGAAAUCGGCCCAUCGGAGUGUCCGAUUCGUUGCCGACGCUCCCGCCAGGCGGCGCGCGGCCUUUCUGCUAAGCCCACGAAAUUCGAACUGUAAAAACGAGUGACGAUGCUAGUCUACCUGAGAAUCUUCAAAGACUCUAAAGAAGUAACUAGGCUUAAGAGUGUGUAUAUAGGGACGCGCGUCGCGGCGUAUAAAAAUGUCUAGAUGAUGGCUCGACCCCUUUUUUCAAUAAAAACGAAAAGGACUCGGAAAACCAAUAGUAAUUCAACGACCACUAAUAAUGUUACUACUGUGCUGCCAAAAUCACUCAGAUCAAAAUUCUUCAUUCUCAACGUUUAUCUUCUUCAAAGAAUUAAGCAAAUUGUAACCUGUUUCAUACAUAACAUUUACCGAUGUUGCAGUUUCUCGCUAUUUUUCAAACCAAUGUAUAUUUCAAGAUGAAUAUUUUUUUUUUUUUAACUAUUCUGGGAAAAUUGGCAGCAUUGGUUUUCUGAUUCGCAGAAUGUCGAAAGGAUUAGCGAGCCUCUGUAAGAUUAAUAGCUAUUGAAUAUGGUUGUUGUUUUUAUAUCGACUGUCGUUCGAAAUUCUAUUGUAAACUGUAAUUGCCCUUGUUGUGUUUUAUUGUCUUUCGAUAUUUUAUCUCGCGCUUCGAUCAAUAGAUAACCUAUUUAUGUAUACACGCAGUAUGUAUAAGGAAAGAUGGCGAAGAAGAUGGCGGCGAUAAUAACCGAUUGUACUCUUUCAAUGACGAUCGUCUCGAUGACCCCAAUCACGGGAACAACAAAUUAAACAACAAACGGAAUACUUAUGUUCUAAAUUCGUAAAGAUUCAACGUUAUCAUUAAUUCCAAUUUUUCAUUAGACAAGAAUAUUUUGGUAAUUAAUUACUUAGUUAUUUCGAUCUUCCUCAUAAGAUGAUCUUGAAUUUCUAUCUGGGAUGUUAUCGAGCUUUUUUGCGAUUUUUGUGAUUGGGGCUCGUCGGGUGACGUCACGUAGUUUGUCACUUCUUGUCAGUGUAUCCUCUCCGUUGUCGGAACGAAAAACCACUAGAUAUGGUGAAAGAUUACCAGAAAUAAUAGCCGAAGGCAUCGACUGAUCGACUCUGAUUUCGUUUUUCAUUUCCGGGCAGCGGCUCAUCAGGAAUUUUCCAAUAAAAUUGCCGAUUCCGUUAAGUUUUCA